Molecule: messenger RNA, 483 nt
Organism: Myotis myotis
Lineage: Eukaryota; Metazoa; Chordata; Mammalia; Chiroptera; Vespertilionidae
Product: 60S ribosomal protein L29-like
Exons: 1
Coding region: 1-483 (160 amino acids)
Biological process (GO): cytoplasmic translation
Cellular component (GO): cytosolic large ribosomal subunit; ribosome
Molecular function (GO): structural constituent of ribosome
Source: RefSeq, a predicted model, not a curated record
AUGGCCAAGUCCAAGAACCACACCAGGCACAACCAGUCCCCAAAAUGGCACAGAAAUGGCAUCAAACCUCUAUCACGAAGAAAUGAAUUUCUUAAGGGGGUAGACCCCAAGUUCCUAGGGAACCUGUGCUUUGCCAAGAAGCACAACAAGAAGGGCCUGAAGAAAAUGCAGGCCAACAACACCAAGACCAUGAUCGCAUGUGCUGAGGUUAUCAAGGCCCUUGUCGAGCCCAAGGAGGUCAAGCCCAGCCUCCUAAAGGGCAGCAGGUGCAAGCUCGGUGGGCUUGUCUACGUCACUCACACCAAGUUUGGGAAGGGUGCUCCUGCCCGCAUCGCCAAGGGUCUCAGGCUCUGCCGGCCAAAGGCCAAGGCCAAUGUCGAAACCAAGCCCCAGGGUGUGGGUGCGGUUUCUCCUCAGGCUCCUGCUCCCAAAGGUGCCCAGGCCCCCAAUGAAGGCUCCAUAGUAGAGGCCUCUGUCUGCUGA